Chara braunii is the source of this 2655-nucleotide messenger RNA. The record is from the annotation of a GenBank genome assembly. NCBI's taxonomy places the organism in Eukaryota, Viridiplantae, Streptophyta, Charophyceae, Charales, Characeae.
UUAGCCAGGAAAGUUAAAUAGCCAAGCCAUAUGGUCAGUGAACCCCCAUAUCCAGGCCACAUAGCCAAGCCACAGUAACCAGAGGCCCUAGGAAAGGGAUCAGAAAGUUUGCACCAGUCCUUGCGUGCUUCGUGGGGAUUGCAAUUGGGAUGGUGAUCGGCAUUUUAUUCCCACAGUUAGUUCUUGAAAACAUAAUGCUUCGACAUGUGUCACUCGGAAAUCUGACAAUGGAUGGAUUUGGAAGUUCUGACUGUCACGAUGGUGCAAGGCAAAGUAAUGGAACGCAAGGCGCUGACCCAGAAAAUAACACAUUGGCAAAUAUAGACUUGCCGGUCGAGGCAAGGAGUCUACCGCCAGGAAUAGUUGAGAAGAGAACGGACUUGUACAUGCGGAAACUGUGGGGAGACCCUGCAAAGGACCUUGUAACAAGACCGAAGUACCUUCUUGCAAUGGCUGUUGGAAUUCAUCAAUUUGAUAAUGUGAAUAAAAUGGUGUCCAAAUUCCCAAAAGAAACUACCACAAUCAUUCUAUGGCAUUAUGAUGGUGUUGUGAGUGAGUGGCACGCCAUGGACUGGGCGAAAACGGCAAUCCAUAUUGCGGCAAAGAAGCAGACGAAAUGGUGGUUCGCAAAACGGUUUUUGCAUCCAGACGUCGUGGAGCCGUACGACUACCUGUUUAUUUGGGAUGAGGAUCUGGGGGUAGAAGCUUUCGACUUGGAGGAGUACAUUCGCAUUAAGCGGAUAUAUGGUUUUGAGAUUUCACAACCGGGUUUGUUCCCAGGCUUAGGAGCUCAAUGGGAAAUGACGAAGAGACAAGUCGGUAGGGAAGCGCACACGUUUGUGAUGGAGCAGCCAGGAUAUUGUGCAAGUGUGCACGCACCGCCGUGUUCAGGUUUCGUGGAGAUCAUGGCACCUGUUUUCUCCAGGGCGGCAUGGCGGUGCGUCUGGUAUCUUAUCCAGGGGCCUGCCUAUCAGAAGGUCGGAGUUGUGGACUCGGUUUGGGUGACACACUUGGGGAUACCGUCAUUGGGAAAUCAGGGGGAAUCCAGUAACGGAAGCGAAGCCUGGGUAGGGGUACGGGAACGGUGUGUACACGAGUGGGACAUUUUCAAGCAGAGAAUGGCAAUGGCUGAGCAGAAGCAGCUAGCACUUGGAAACAUCAGUUCAGCACCACCAUUGCUGCACCAAUCAUUACUUAGGCGUGACACUUUCGGGACCUUCCGUCGUAGGUUGAGUCUGAAAAAACAAAAUCCAUUUCUGAGAGGUUGACGCUGGCUGACAAGAUAAAGAAGGCGUGCGGAGACUGGAAAGCUGAUGUAGCUGAGGCCAGGUAAUCUGCAGGUUAAUGCGACCGCCGUGACGUUGUCGGAGGCACCAAUCAAACAUUGCAUUCUUUUGGCUGGAGAAGCGUAGGUUAAUGUGGCCGCCGGGACGCUGCCGAGCACCAGAGAUAAACAUUACAUUCUUUUGGCUUGACAAGUGUAGGUUAAUGCGGCUGCCGGGACGUGGGUGCAUCGUUGACGAAGCAGAUGUGUUUGCCAUUUGAAUAAGCAUACAGGACAAGGGACAGGGAGCGAGGUUGGGUACUAGAGGCCCUAGAGGGGCAGCAAGUGGAAAGGUACUGAUCUGCGUUGAUGCGUGGUCCUUGGCUGCAACGGAUCUAACGACUCCCUCUUUGAAAACACAACUUCUUUUCAAGAGUGUAGAGUUGACGUCAACAAUUCUGAAACCACCGCUACCUUUCUCAUAUAUGGGCCCGGGGGCUUCAAGAUUCAAAUUCGGAGGCCGGGCGCCGCUGAUGAAAAUUGUCGAUAGCCGCGGCCGGUGGCGAUUUUUUUCAGAUGAGGCUCAACUUGCGAUUUAGGGUCACAGUGAGAAAGCCAGCGGUCCUUUGACGGCGCGAACUGCGACUUUUGCGGAUAGCAACACCAGAGGAAAACAUUUCCAAACCAACAGAUGGCAGAGGAACUUUCAAGAAUAAUAAUAAUUCGUAAUUUGACUACAAGAGACACGGAAACUUCGGAGUUAAUUCCACGACAACUAAAACUUCGGAGUUAAUUCCACGACAACUAAUUCUCAGAUUGCAGAUGGGUCUUUUUCUUUUGAAAGAAAGGGAGGGAAGUUCGGAGACUAAACACGAUGAAGAAAUGUGUGACAUGGUCAGCGAAAGGAGAGGCUCAAGGCGUACGAAGAGUAGGGACUUUUUUUUCGACCGAGUUCUGGACGUGAUUGAGCGUUAUUAUUUUUCAUUUCUUAGGGGAAAGGGUCAUCUGGUGGUAGAUGUGGAUGUCAAUUCUGAGGAUGGAAUCCCCCCAUUGAUUUCAAGAAGGGCAUGUGGCCCUGAUGUGACUCAAUUCAUUUUAUCACGUGCUGAAGACGAAAUCCUAGCCUUGGAGGAAGGAGUCUUCUCUUCGGUGUUUUGAGAGAGAGAGAGAGAGAGAGAGAGAGAUUAUCAUAUCUUGCCGCUUGCGAGAGCGCUUCCAUUUCUUGCUGAACAGUCAGUUCAUAUUGUUCAGACAUGAAUUUGAACACCGGGAGAUGUGCACAAGCGAUUGCAUGCGACUUCCACACUUCAGCAGCUCAGCCAUGUGUGUGCGUGCCAUGGCCUUCGGCGGCUUGACUAGGCCUGAAGGCCAAAUCAAAGAAUGAGGACGCA